AUGUUACGACCGGCUGCCUCGCCCUGGAGAAAUAUCUCGCGCACCUCCGCCGCUGCCAUACGGCGGACGCCCUUUGCGGCGCGAUGCAUCAACAUAUCAGCCACCAGCUCGUCAAAUGAGCCCGCGCUGCAGCAGGCAGUCAGUGUUGAGGGCACCGCGACGCCCAUGCACACACCAGACGCCCGAUUCGAAGUCAUUGGCACCCCGUUCUCCCUCCUCUCCGUCUCCCUCUCCGCCUCACAGACGCUCUACACCCGCCGCGGCACACUCGUCGGCCUCAGCGGAAAGUCGGAAAACACGCUAUCAACCCUCUCCUUCCUCGAGCCCCUCCAGAGGGCCCCCGUUGGCAUCCCCUUUCUCUACCAGAAAGUGUCUUCGACGAGCCCCGUCACAGCUCUCGUCUCCACAAAGGCACCCAUAUCGAGUAUCGUCUCGGUCAACAUGGACGGAAGGGAUGAUUGGAUUGUUAGCCAACGAAAUGCAUUGCUCGCCUGGACUGGCCACACUCUCAAGUUGAAGCCGCAGUACAAUGUAAAGUUGGGGCUGGCACACUGGGGAAACACAUAUAUUACUGGCAGGGGGUUACUUGCGCUUGCAGGAAGCGGGCAGAUAUACCAGGUCCAGGUCAAGGCUGGCGAAAGCUAUGUCGCGCAUCCCAGCAACGUCGUAGCGUACACAGCCUCCAACACCCCACCAAUCCCUUUCAGGUUCAAGUCGUCGAACCUCCGCUUCCAAGUGCCAGACCUUGGCUUCGGCUCAAUGGUCCAGAACACCAAGUUCUUCCGAACUAUGAGCAAGACAGGCACAUGGCGGGCUCUGGCAACCACAUAUUACACUCUCAAGACAUGGUUGCGGAGAACAGUCUGGGGCGACAGAUUAUUCCUCCGUUUCGAAGGCCCAACCACCAUGCUCAUACAGUCCCGCGCUUCCCGAAUCAGCGACGUCCUUACCCUGAGAAACGUCGAUGAAAUCGCGGACAGCCCACCAGGCGCGGUUGAGGACGCUGCCACACGAAAGAUCAAAGAGGAGAUCAAGUCAAUAGGAGAAGGCACAAAAGCACCGAUACCCAACACAGACGCAUCGGGCACAAUACGGUAUGCCACCGUGAAAGAUGGCAAGGCUGAGUUUGAGAAGCCCAAAGUAGAGGAGGUGAAGACACAGCCGAAUCAUUCGAGCAACGAUCAUGUCCUCGCCAAAGACGAAGACGCGCCGAACAUGACAGAAGUCGAGGCAAAAAUUGCUAUCUCAAAUACAGAAACAGCUGUUCCAUACACAGUCUUCACCAAGGCCGAGCGGCGCAUGAUUACAUGGUUGAUCGGAUGCAGCAUGUUCUUCUCACCAUUUACAGCCAACAUAUACUUUCCAUGUCUUGAAGAACUCCAACGCGCUGUGGGUGUCAAUGCCAGCCUGAUCAACCUUACCAUCACGACAUACCUCAUUGUUCAAGUAAUCGCACCAGCCUUCUGUGGAGACUUGGCCGACAAUCUCGGACGGCGACCUGUGUACCUCAUCACUUUCGCUAUAUACGUCUGCGCAAACCUGGGUCUCGCUCUUCAGCAGAACUAUGCUGCUCUGAUGGUCCUGCGUGGCGUCCAGAGUUUCGGCUGCUCCGCAACGGUAGCCAUCGGAUACGGAGUCAUUGCCGAUGUAGCGACGCCGGCUACUCGGGGAAGCAUGUUAGGGCCUGCAAUGAUUGCGACAAAUCUCGGUCCAAUCCUUUCAAUUAGUGCCGUCUACUACGCCGCUUACUACUGCAUCCAAGCAUCCAUCCCCGCCAUCUUCACGGAAAUCUACGGUCUCGAUGAGCUCCAGGUUGGUCUAUGCUACUUUUCAAUAGGGACUGGCGUUAUCCUUGGUGGUUACAUCAAUGGAAAACUAAUGGACUACAACUACCGCUCUAUAGCCAAGGCGAACAAUAUAACAGUCGACAAGGUUGCUGGCGACGAUCUAGCCAAAUUUCCCAUCGAGAAGGCACGGUCUCGGUUAUCGUGGCUUCUGAUCCCGACAUCGACUGCAGUCAUUGUGGGGUAUGGAUGGGUCUUGCGCGAAGAAAUUACGCACAACACCCUCAUUGUGGACAUUUCUCCGCAGAACACAAGCACUGCCGCUGCAGCAGGUAACAUCACACGAUGCGCUCUUUCAGCAGCAGCUGUUGCCGCAAUGCAGCCUCUUCUGGAAGUGAUGGGCAAGGGCUGGUUCUUCACGGCUCUCGCCGCAAUCUCUGGUAUACUCAGUGCCAUCGCAACAAUCUUCAUUCGACUCAGAGGUAUGGCGUGGCGCAAUGAACGGCAAGCACGUGAGCAAGACGGAUGUACGCAGGAGAUAACGCACAAAAUCGAGGGGAAGUGA
Molecule: messenger RNA, 2349 nt
Organism: Alternaria infectoria
Lineage: Eukaryota; Fungi; Ascomycota; Dothideomycetes; Pleosporales; Pleosporaceae
Exons: 7
Coding region: 1-2349 (782 amino acids)
Biological process (GO): inner mitochondrial membrane organization; transmembrane transport
Cellular component (GO): mitochondrial inner membrane
Molecular function (GO): transmembrane transporter activity
Source: RefSeq, a predicted model, not a curated record